Molecule: messenger RNA, 1139 nt
Organism: Cannabis sativa
Lineage: Eukaryota; Viridiplantae; Streptophyta; Magnoliopsida; Rosales; Cannabaceae
Exons: 2
Coding region: 82-768 (228 amino acids)
Source: RefSeq, a predicted model, not a curated record
UAUACAAAAAUUAAAGAGUGGAUACCAAUUGAUGAGCAUUUCACACAACUUACCUCUCUUUCUUCUCUUCUAUUCUCUCUCAUGUCUAACCAUACAAGGGAUUCAUGUACAGUAGAAACCAGUGAUGGAGUAAAACUCCAAGCAAAGGUUUUUAACCCCAAAGAAGAGAUCAACAAAGACCACCAAGAUAAUGAUAGCCUUGUUGUUGUUCUUGUUCACCCCUUUUCUAUAUUGGGUGGUUGCCAAGUUCUUUUGAGAGGAAUAGCUUCUGGUUUAGCUGAUAAAGGUUAUAAAGCUGUCACCUUUGAUUCUAGAGGUGCCGGAAAAUCCACCGGAAGAGCUUCUCUCACCGGAUUCUCUGAAAUCAAAGAUGUUGUUGCUGUUUGUAACUGGGUUCGUGACCAUCUAUCUGGGCAAAGGAUUUUGUUGGUGGGCUCUUCUGCAGGUGCACCAAUUGCAGGGUCUGCAGUUGAUCAAAUUGAACAUGUUGUAGGGUAUGUAAGUUUGGGAUACCCUUUUGGAAUGAUGGCCUCAGUCUUAUUUGGAAGACACCACAAAGCUAUUCUAUCAUCACCAAAGCCAAAACUCUUUGUAAUGGGGACUAAAGAUGGAUUCACAAGUGUAAAGCAACUGAAUAACAAGUUGUCUUCUGCUGUAGGACGAGUCGAAACUCAACUACUAGAAGGUGUAAGCCACUUCGAAAUGGAAGGCCCCGCUUAUGAUGCUCAGAUGGUGAAUCUCAUCCUUAAGUUUAUUUCAUCAUUGUAGGAUUUUAUUUAAGAGUAAAUGGUCAGGCAUGUGGUUUGCUCCUCCAAGUCCUUCCCGGUCCUCAUAUAUUGUAGGGUUAGGCGAGAAUCCUAGUUUCGAAAAAAAGAAAAAGUAAUUGGUGAGAAUAGAGUAGUUCAGCUUAUGUCACUUCCGAAAAGCCCUCUUAGACAAGAUGUCGAGUGUGUUUAGAAAAGAUCUUUCUGCACAGAAUUAUCGAAAAAUAGGCUAUUAGUUUGUGUGCUUUGACAAAAUCGAGUAGGAGUAGCUUCAACUUCAUGAUCAAAUUGUUAUCUUUAAACUCUUCUUCUGUGUUUUGUAUGUACUAACAAUUUAUGGUUCUGUAAUAUGCAGGAAAUUGGGAAGUUUUGGUA